Molecule: messenger RNA, 1717 nt
Organism: Cucurbita pepo subsp. pepo (vegetable marrow)
Lineage: Eukaryota; Viridiplantae; Streptophyta; Magnoliopsida; Cucurbitales; Cucurbitaceae
Product: proton pump-interactor BIP131-like
Source: RefSeq, a predicted model, not a curated record
AUGAUAGAUUCUUUCUUUCGGCCACCAAAUUUGAAAUGUUUAUCUCAACCAGCAGUCAAGUUGUUUGUCUUUUUAAUUUAGCCAAGAACUUCUUGAACCAUUUUUUGCAAUUCAUGUCUUGAAUUGCACGUUUCUCCGGUGAUGGGAACGCAAUCUCCAUUUUAUAUCUAAACCCACUUGCCGAGUUGCGGUUGACUUUCAUUUACAUUCAAACUUGGCGUGGGGAGCAGGUGCUCGGUGCAAAGCAAUCAGCUCCUUUUACAUACAGCCAAUCGAAAGAUUGUUGUGCCGUAUAAUCCGGCUACCAUCUUCACCCACUCGCAGCUCGAUUUCGAACCAACCGUUGUUUUGAUUUUUUGGCAAAGCACAUCGCCAUGGGAGAAGGAGAUUGCAACUUUGGAGAGAACAAGGUGGUAGAGGAAGGACCAGAAGUUGCUGGUGAUGAGGCGGUAGUUGAUGAACACCAAAUGUUUGAUGAAAUGCCUGGUGGAGUUCGACAAUUUUAUUUUGCCAAAGUUUUGGCACUUGAAAAUUCAAACAUAGAUGCCAUGAUCAAGGCUGAAGAGACGAUUACAAAGAUGAAUCAAGACCAAAUUCUUGUCGCCCAGAAGAUAAGGGACAGACAGAUGGACCGUGCUCGGGUGAUCACCAAGUUGGAGAACCAACGAUACUAUGAAAAUUGGGAUGAAUACAACCUAGAAUACUACAGACACAGAAUGAAUGUCCUCCAUCUAUCAUUACACAAACUGACUUCUGCAAACAAAGCAUGUAAAGGGAAACCAAAUAACUCGUGCUUGUCAGGAGGGAAAGUUGAUAAGCAAAAAUUAUCUUUCUUGAUGCGUCAUGGGUGUAAAAAUAUGGCUGAUGAGAGAAAGCUACUAGCGGAGGUUAAUACAAGACAAGAGAUGGAUGGUGACUUGAUAGCAGACGAAGUCGAUUCUUCUAUUAUGCCGUUGUUGAGCGGUCUGCGGCGUGCGCAAAUUGAUGUUCAAAUUGCUCGUGCGCUUGAGAGGAAGGAAGCUAUUGGUGAUGCUCCGGUGAAGGGAGAGAUGUGGACCUCAUCGCAUUUGAAAAAGGCCAUUCAAGAAGAAUUGCAGGAAAUCUACGACUGUUCAGAUGAAUGUAGGAAAAGACAGGCAAGAGUAAGGUCCAAAAUUAAGAAGACAAAGAAAGAAGUAGAGAAGGUAGAAAAGGAUAUAAGGUGUCUACAGAAACACUUGAUAUAUACCAACCGCAGAAAGGAGGAGGCAUAUGACACUAUUCUUAAAUUGAAGAAACAAUAUGGAGAAGAGAAUGCCUCCCACUACCAAUAUCGAUCCCUCAUGAAGAAGGUUGAAGAACUUGCUAAAAUGAAAGACAUUGCAGCACUUGAAGAACUAUGUCAAGGACAGGUUGAAAAGUUUAUGCAGAUGUGGAAUAAUUGGCCGGAGUUCAGAAAGGAUUACAAAAGGAGAGUCGUGCCGUCCCUAUGUAAUCGAGAGCUUUGCAUGGAUGGGAGGAUGAUUGGCAACCAGAAAUUAGAAUUGGUUGAGGAUAGUCGUAAACUUGUUAUUCCGGAAUCGCUUUCUAAAACUAGAUUGAAAUGGGUGAUGAAAGAUGCUGAAGAUCCUUUUGAACUUCUUUCCUCUUAAACCUGAAAUGCAGUGUGCUUUUUUGUUGUCUGUAAACAUGCUUGAACUUCCUCUGGUUCAUUUGAAUCCCAUAUCUAAUGGAACUU